AUGCUGACUUUGAAAGGCAUUCGUCAUCCUCGAUAUAUUCGUUCAUCUAUCUAUCUGUCUAUCUAUCUAUCUAUCUAUCUAUCUAUCUAUCUAUAUAUAUAUAUAUAUAUAUAUAUAUGUUUAUUAUUUUUAUUUUAUUUUCGCAUAAAGACAUCAUCACUCUCUUAUCUCACGAGGGAAUCUUAUUUCUCUUCUAUCUGCCUCAGUCUGUUAAAAUCUAUCUAUCUAUCUAUCUAUCUAUCUAUCUAUCUAUCUAUCUACUGCCCAUAUCUAUCUAUCUAUCUAUCUAUCUAUCUAUCUAUCUAUCUAUCUAUCUAUCUAUCUAUCCCAAUAUGUUCGUAUGCUUCAAUAUUUCUUUGUCUGCAUCUAUCUAUCUAUCUAUCUAUCUAUCUAUCUAUCUAUCUAUCUAUCUAUCUAUCUCAACUGUCUAUAUCUAUCUAUCUAUCUAUCUAUCUAUCUAUCUAUCUAUCUAUUUAUCAUGUUUUCUUGCUUGAUAAUCUGUUUUGGUAA
Molecule: messenger RNA, 510 nt
Organism: Acanthosepion pharaonis
Lineage: Eukaryota; Metazoa; Mollusca; Cephalopoda; Sepiida; Sepiidae
Source: the annotation of a GenBank genome assembly